Molecule: messenger RNA, 910 nt
Organism: Schistosoma intercalatum
Lineage: Eukaryota; Metazoa; Platyhelminthes; Trematoda; Strigeidida; Schistosomatidae
Source: the annotation of a GenBank genome assembly
AAACACGGUGCGUUACGUUUAAUUGUUGACAAAUGUCCCCCAAAUACAGGACACUAAUUACAUGGUACCCGAGUUUAAACAACGUUCUUACUUCGAAAUUAAAGCUCAAUUGGAUGCUUAUCGUCUAGCAAAUCCAGUAACUCCAGAGUUAAAACCUCCAACCAUAAAUGUACUUCAGGAACCUGCCAACAGUUCUGUGGUAAAAGAAUCAUCUACAAAAUUAGCUAGAAUUACUGCCAUUUGGAAUUUAUGGUAUGUACAAUUCAUUAUUACUCUGUUAUUAUGGUUAAUAGCCAUAAAAAUUGAAUUUGGUGCUGUAUUUUUUAUUAUCGGAGCGUUAUAUUGGAUUUGGGUAUGGGGAACAAUAAGAAAUCCAAAACCUCACAUUUCUAAUAAUCCUGAUGAACAAAUUGUAUCAGCUAGCUUCUUUUUCGAUAAUUCCCCUAUUCCGUCAAACAUUAUGUCUUGAAAAUAUUUUUAAUAAUUAUAAGUAACAAGUCUUUCCGAAUUGUUUCAGAUUCUUUUCUUAUCUGUUGAAUAGUUUUAUGAUCCUUAUAUUUUGAUUUUAUUUAAAAUGAAAUUUCUCAAUAAACUGAAGUUACUAAUGUUUAUCUUAAAAUACGUUUAAUCCACUUUAGAGGGAAUAAAUCUAAGGUAUUUAAUAAUUAGUUUAAUUUUGGAAGCAUUUGAGUAGCUGGCUAACUAAAAAUUCGAUAUUCUCGCACGCCAAGCUACUCUUUGCAACUCCAACUUCAAUACGUAAGCGAGACUACUUGUAUCCCCUUCUUCCUUAUCCCGCAAACUAGAGUAAGAGGUCUAGUAGUUGUAUAGAACUUUCAUUGAUGAAAGUCAGCAGAAUAAUUUUUAUGUAAUAAAAUAGCAUGCUCAUAAACGGAAUGGAGACACAAUA